GCAGCGUUCGGGGGCAUUCAAGAGAGUACACACUGCGCAUGCGCGAGACCAAGGGGGAAAAUGAUCUUGGGUGAUAGGCGCUUAGGCAUUUAGGCAUACGCGAUAUGGCAAUGAAAUAUGAGCUAAUUGAGCUUGUGAGAUGUUACAAUGAGCUACUGAGCUGUGAGCUCUGAUGACCUCUGCCGCGCGGUUUUGGCCAUUGCCCGGCUCCCUUUUUUAUGCUGCUCCACAGGUUUAGGUGACCUCUUGGAAAAACGGUGAUGACUCAGAGCAGAAUGUAGCUAACGACAUCUGGUUUUCACCAGUGGAAAGAAACAAGAUCGGUGUACGUGAUCACUGAUCAAACUAAAAAAUUGCGUGCACGUGCAAAAACCUGUCAUUGCUGACUGCUGACUGCUGAGGGCUCUUCCAUUACUUAAUAGUCAACCCUAUAGUAUUAUGAAUAGCAUCCAUGGUAUGAUACAAUAUACCUACAAUAUACAUCCGUGUAUAAUACCAUGGAUGAUAUAGUAUUAUCUCAUCCAUGAUAAUACCGUAUAGUCCCAAAUAAUAUUUCAACCGGCCGAAGUACAGGUGAAGCGAAUUCAUCUUCUUUCUUUUGACCCACUGGUCACUCACAACCUCUAGCAGCUUUCAGUGGUAAAACAAGAAUGUGACCGCUUCAAUUAAAGCAAUAAUACACCGGCGGAAUAGUCGCCCCAAUCCUCGUAAGUAGUACUACCGAAUUGUACCCGGAACAUGUAAAUGGGUGUAAAAAAGCCAAGCUAACAUCGCCGGAACAUUGCAGGUGUGUGCUAGGCUAGUCCGGUUCGCGCACGCGAUUAGCCCCGUCCGUACCGGUUAGGGCCAGUUCGGUGCGGCCCUCAGUCAGGACACCUUUGCCGCGCUGAAUCGGGCUGGCGCACGGUGGCACCUGACGUAUGAUUAACUGGAUUAAAUUGAAGCGACUUUCUGCCCUGCGUUUACCCUAUUCAAUAUUCGUUGCAGCUGGUCCUUUUAUACUCCACCACGCAUUACCUUUGGUUGUAGAUUCGAAACGGUUUGCGCCAGGAAGUUGUAAUUUAGUGACAUGUCCGACAAGUCUUAGCAGAAUUGGAAUGUCUUUGGUUACUAGACAGUCGUUUGAGUGGAAUUGAACAACUUCGACAGUCAUGGCUAUGCAGGUAUAUUAUGGUAUAUUUAUUUACAUUUUAUGAAAAGCAGGUAACAAUUGCACAAAUGUUGCCUUUCUGAGCUGUCGCAUCAAUUUCAAGAAUGGACUUGCCAAUGAAUUUCUGUGACCGACACCAAGUUCCACCGUGCGUUCCGCUCAGCAAUGACUCAGUGCUGCCGCCUGUUUCCUGUACCUGUCCUGUUUGCCCCCCCCCCCUUUCUACCCCACGUCAAGGGGGGGGGGCGGUCCACCGCCGAUCCCUACAAGGAUUCGCGUGACUUCGGGCCGACGAUGUACGAUACGAUACGACGAACAGCCGCGGUCACCGCGAGGUCGUCUUGGGCAGUGAGCGGACGCUGCUGGACGUCAGUGUCUGACACGAUGGCGCCCAGGCAGCUGCUGAUGCCCCUGCUGCUGGGGCUGCUGCUGCUGAAUGCCUUGACGUCGGCUACGGCACAAGUGCCUCCAGGUGAGCUACACUGCAGUAAGGGCGGAGCGUGGUGUCCAACUGGGGAAACGUGCGGAGGGCCCGUCUGCGGCCCCGGGCCACGCUGCUGCAAUGAGGCCGUUGAUUUUCUGCUCCAGAAACCAAUAACUCCUGAGACGUCGUCUUCGCUGCCUGUCGACGUCCUGAUUCCGCCUUCAGAAGAAACGCCGUCGGAGCCUCCCCUCAACCCUUCAUCCGAGUCUCCAGCUUCCCCUUCUACCACUCCACCAGGAGACGCGGUGAUCGGUAAUCCCCUGGACUCCCAGUCGAGCUCGAGACCCAAUCGUCGCCGGCGACCCGAGUCGUCCCCCGACUCUCGACCCAGCUCCCCCUCCCCCGAUCGUCCGUCGAGACCCUCUCGUCGCCGGAGGCCGGAGUCGGGACCGGAGGUACCCACUGACCCCUCGGAGGGGGGUCAGUCGCGACCCGGCCGCCGCCGGAGGCCCUCUUCAGGACGUCCGGGUCCCUCGGGGUCGUCCGAGCCGGAACAGCAGUCUUCUCGCGGCCGAAGGCGGUGCCGACCGGGCACCAAAUGUCCCGACAACUUCCCGUGUGAGCAGGGCGGCUCGGCCUGCCCCUCGGGUCAGACCUGCGGAGGCGAGUGCGGUCCCAAUACCUGCUGCAGGCGCCGUUCUUCCCAGUGCGGUGAGGGUGGUGAUGUCUGCCCCAGCGGGUUCAACUGCGGCCCGUGUCCUCUGCCGGGAGGAGCCUGCUGCUUCCCCAGCUGUGACCGUCCGGACGCCUACAUAGCCGAGCCGUGCGGAGUGGAGGGCAUCUGUCUGCCCUGCGAGGCUGCCAGUGACCGACUCUGCUGCCGGCGGCAGCCCAACACCUUAGAGGACUGCCGGCGCCACUGUCGCCGUGAGAGGGGCAAGGAGUGCUACCUGUUUGGGUGUCCCAAGGGAGCGGGCUGGUGCUGCCGUAACCCCACCCCGCUGUAGGGAGAGCACGGCCGCUGAUGUCCGUAUGAAGCGCACGAGAUCGGGAGUGAUACAACGUGGCUACGCAUCUACCGCGACUUCAUUCUCCAUCUCCUCUUCCUGACACACCCACACUUCGGGUUGUCCUUGCGCCCAUCGCGACUUUACUUCAUAACUUACAUGAUCUAACUACUUAGUCACCGUUAUCUGACCUUGUAGCCAUCGUUGUAUGACCCCAACCGUGACCCGACACCCGCCAAUCAUGACCUGACCCCCGCCCGCGAGGUGAACUUGAUCAUUCCAUUCCUAUUUUAUUCCAGACGAGUUUCCGCGAAAAGUGGCCGAUCCUCGAGUCCUUUCUCGUCUGGCAUUGCAUUUUCAUUGUUUUUAUCAUGGAAUGUGAUGUAAUACAUGCUGGUCUAAUACAUUUGAAUGAAAACUA
Amphibalanus amphitrite is the source of this 3002-nucleotide messenger RNA. Its product is annotated as histone-lysine N-methyltransferase 2D-like. NCBI's taxonomy places the organism in Eukaryota, Metazoa, Arthropoda, Thecostraca, Balanomorpha, Balanidae. The coding region runs from base 1316 to 2581 and encodes 421 amino acids. The transcript is spliced from 7 exons. The record is from RefSeq and is a predicted model, not a curated record.